UAUUGACACAAUUAAAUCGCCAUCUUGCAAUGUUCAUGAUUUUAGUUGCUUGUAAGCUUUGCCCAGAUAUCUUUCGACAUAUAUAUUGACAUUUUUAUUUAAUAAUUAUUCAUUCGCGCACUUUCUCUGUCUAUUACAUCCGUCCAUUAUUUUAACGCGAUGUAAUUUGUGACACGAAGAAAAAAAAGUGACGAUUGUGGUCGCGAUUAUUUUGCGCUUCGAACCGAGGCAUCGCAUCGAGAGGACGUAAUAAUAUUAUUAUUAUACAUAAAUAUUUGGGAGCGAAGAGGCCGUGACACAACGGGCUUCGAAUAAUCUGUUUCUCGUUCAAGUCAAUCAUGGAUGACUUGCAAAAUUACAAGCUGCAGCUUCAGCAGGUGGAAGCGGCUCUUACGACAGAUCCGAAUAAUGAGGAGUUGAUAAAGCUGAAAUUCGAUCUGAAGGAAGUAAUAAAGCUGACACAUGAUUUAAUUAAGUCACAACAACAGGAAAAAAGACAAGCCAAUGGCAUGGAUGCUAAAGAUCCUAUUUUGCUUGCAGUUCUGGCCAAUAAGUGGAAGGUCGGCGAUCAGUGUAUGGCACCCUGGAGCGAAGACAACAAAUAUUAUGAAGCAACCAUAGACUCGAUAAGUGAAGAUGGAGUUGUAAAUGUAACAUUCAAUGAAUAUAAGAACACUGAUGUCACCAUGCUCAGUCAGUUGAAAUCUGUUGCUAAGAGGCCAGCAUCAGACUGGGCAGAUCAAAAAUCAAAGAAAAGGAAGAUGCAAGCAGCUGCAGUGGCAGGUUCAGAUCCAAACAAACAGAGAGAAUAUCUUAAGAAGAAGAAACAGAGGAAAUUACAGCGAUUUAAGGAACUGGAAGAAGAACGUGAGCUGGAGAAAAAUAAAUGGUUAGCGUUUACCAAUAAGUCUUCAAAGAAAGGCGUCAUAAAGAAAAGUAUCUUUGCGACGCCGGAGAAUGUGAAUGGUCGUGUGGGAAUCGGUACCUGUGGCGUUAGUGGUCGAGAAAUGACUAAGUUCAGUAACGGAGAGAAAUGGAGACGAGGAGCUUAAAUAACUUAAAUAGAGAGACUGCUGAUUUUUUCACAAACAUUGAUAUGCGGUGGGUUGAAUUAAUGCGCGCGAUCGCAAGACUGGCCAUGAUAUUUUCACAAUAUACACAGGGAUAAUACAUUUUCAUGUGUCAACACCGACCCUGUAAGUACCGAAACAAUUUCGGAUUUUUUACCGUAAUACAAUUCAAAAUAAUAUUGACAAAUAUGAAUGUGUUUUUAGAUUAAUAUGUUUCUGUUAAUAUAAUUUGUCUACAAACAAAAAUUCAUAUAAAUAAAUGUAUAUAAAUGUUUAAUUCAUGAAGCAAACAAAAUACCAAUUUAAUAUUUUUUUUUUUUAAUGGAAUAAGUGAGAAAAACUUAUUAAAUAAUAUAUAACCAAAGAAUACAGAAUGUUUCAAUUGAUUUUAAUAUAUAUAAUUUAGUACAGGUUAAUUAUAUAACGAAAUAAAAAAAAACGAAUGAAAAAAUGACCAUUCCACUAUUUAGUAAAGAUUUAAUAUAGCUUUUCUUUUCUUUCUCUCUUUCUAUUUAUUUCUCUAAAAAAAUUUUGAGCUCAUCUUUUAUUAAUAAGAAAUAUUCUUCCGUAGUAUCAUUAAUAACAUUCUUUACUUUAUCUUCUGUCAAAUUAUUGUACACUUCUUCAUCUAAAAAUUAUAUUAUUCAGUCAAUAUUAUUUAUAUUCCAACAGAAAUAAUAUUAUGAAUACAGAUAUUAUUCUUACCUCUAAUUGAAAAAUGCCCAAAAAAUUCACAUACUGCAGGUAAAAAGGCAGUUGUAUCUCUAACACCAGUAGAAUGUUUCCUCACCCAAAUAUAAAUGCGUAAAUCGUUAUACGAAUCGUCGUUAGAUCGUGAUUUUGCUCGUGUAAUGUAUACAUUGUGUGCUACUUGAUGUAAUUGUAAAUAAUUCACUAUAAGGAAUGUUUGAGACACAAAAUCCUGCAUACUUUUAAAACUAGACAAUUUGAGGCAGAACCCUUUCGCCGGAUAAUUUAUCAAUAAGUAUACAUUAGAUGUAUAAUUGUAAAUAUCCUAACAACAAACAAAAAUAGAUGUCUGUAAUGUAUUGCAAAUAAGUUUUUAUAAUAAGCAGACAAUUAUAUAUUCAAAUAUAUUACUUACAAUGUAUUCAAGAAGCAUUUCGUAUUUUAAAUAGUACAAAUGCCAGUGUAAAUGAUUAACAGAUGCAUGAGCACACAAACUAUUGAAAGUAGCCCUCAAAGACCUGAAAUGGAAAAAAAUCUGUAACAUCACAUCUUGACAAAUGUUUUUGAUAACACAAUUAUUAAUGAUUACCAUGAGCUGCUUAAAAGACAUAAUUCUACCACUUUGCGAAGACUGUACUCUGUCAUAACUUGUGGUAAACAUUUUAAGCGUUCCAAAAGAACUAAACAAUGACCCUCUUCCAAAGGACUGGCAUUAAUUGCAACUAUAUCAUUUGUGUCACCAUCACCAAUGUCAAAUAAUAUUUCUUGUUGUGUUAGAUUAGUGAAAUUAAAACGUGUGGAGUCGAAAGACUGCAGCAUAGAUGUAAUUGAUUCUGGUACACGUCUACAUUCAGCUCUUUCUGGAUUUAACUGAAAUUAUCAAUGGUAUUCUACAUUAGAGUUUGAUAAAAAUAUUCUUAUUAACAUCUAUGUGUGUACCUGUACUAAAAAUCUGUAUCUGCCUUUCAAUGAUUUAUUGCUCCUUAUAUUUAAAGUGUAUCGAAAUGCUUUGGCCUUUUCAGCCUGCUUCCACGUUUGCUGUAAAAUAUUAUCAAAUAGGCUCUCUUUUUCUUCAUAUAAUUUAACGACAAAAUUAAAAUCUUUUGAUUCAUAGGAAAAUAUAGGAAUUUGUUUAUGUGAAAGCAUCUUGCAUAUAAUCGUGAUGAUUUAUAUUAAAUAUAACGAACAAAUUUAAUAUGUAAACGUAACAUCAACUCAGUGUCAAUAAGGUGUAACAGGUCCAUCAUCGCAGCAUUGUUUCCUUAUCUAUAAAAAAGAAGUAGGAAUUAAGAAGAAAUACUUAAAUCUUUGAAGAAUAUUAUAAUAAACACGAUAUAAUGUGUCUUACUGGACAUAUGCCACAAGGAGUUCUAAUCAAUCCAGGUGAAGUAGCUAAAGGCUGAAUUGCUCUAUAUAAAUUGCUUCCAUCUCCCGCAAGUAUUUGUUCAACCUUACCAUCGUAAACCAAGGUAUUUAAAAUCAUUUCCAUAUUUGUUACAGAUAAUUUCACCUAUAUAAAUAAAUUGAUAUUUUUAUCUUAAGCAGAAAACUUCAAAGAAUAUGUUUUGAUGCAUUAAAAAUAUUACCUUACUGAUUCCUAAAUCUGAAAUAUAUUUCCAUACAUCUUUAGAUGAAGCAAAUGUCUUGUUUCUUGCAUCGAUAGGUCCAUUGUUACAAGUUUUUGUUUUUUCUCUUUUUUGUUCCAAAAAUCGAUAACAUUGUUGAUUCAAUACAUCAACGAAUUCUGUUUCAAAAUCUUGAUCUUGAUACCAUGCACCACCUGUUACUGAUUCAUCAGGUUCUAAAUUGUACAGCAUAUAUACCUUCUUCUUACUUGCUGCUACAGAUUUAACGACUUUAAUUAUCUUCUUGGUUUCCAAGCUUUUCAAAAUCUUUUUUAAUUGAGUAUGCAUCAGAUUCGAUUUAAAUCUUAUGUCUCGAGUCCAUAUUCCUUUAUUCCCUGCUUCUUCAAUAAUUCUAUAGACUAUCUUCUCUUCAUUAUCAGCACCCUUAACUAAUUUUGUCGGAUCUUUCAAGCGAUAGGACAAUGAUCCUCCAUGUUUAUAUAGAUCAAAGUAUCCUUGCUGCAAAAGCUUAUUUAUAAUUUCAGCUCGUUGAUUUAAUGGUAGAUCAGGCAGCUCAAUAGCCAAGUCUUUGUCAGAAAUACCUUUAGGUCUGGCUUGUGCCAAAGCAAUUAUUCUAUGAAAAAUACAGAGUAUAUUAGAAUAAAUGAUGAAAGAGAAGCAAGAUUUUAUAAUAAACAAAAUAAAAUCAAUGACAAUCCAAUUUA
Molecule: messenger RNA, 4050 nt
Organism: Nylanderia fulva
Lineage: Eukaryota; Metazoa; Arthropoda; Insecta; Hymenoptera; Formicidae
Source: RefSeq, a predicted model, not a curated record